CAUUGAAUGAAGACCGUGCAUCACAGCUGGGCUGUGAAUAAGAAGAGAAAAAGAGAGCAAUAAUGAGUAGUAGUGUUGACAAAGACGAAGACGAAGACGAAGUGAGUGAAUGAGUAAGAUUAUCCUCUGCGUUCCCUUGUUCAUCUCGAUAUUCAUUAUUCUCUCUGAAAGUACACAACUUCUUUCUCACCAACUCUUCUAUCUUCUGUUCCAUCUCUUGCUGGAAUCUUCUAUAGUUAUCAACGACAGUAUUUGAAAGAAGACGAGGUUAAUUAAGUUGAAUCGAGUGAAGUGAAUUGAUGGACAUUCUGAAUGAUUUUUUGUCUGGAGUUUUGAAAGACGUGGCGUGUGGAGCGGUUAAUCAAUUGCAAUACUCAUUUUGCUUUAAUAGUUUUGUUAAAGAGCUUGAAAAAGAAGAAGACAACUUGAUCGAAACGAGAAGAAAUGUAGAAGAUCGUGUCAUACAUGCUCGAAGACAAACCUUAAAGAGUGCUCAAGUUAUUGAUAAAUGGUUGGAGAAUGCAAACAUUGAUUCAGAAAAUGUGAAUCGUUUGCUGAGAGAGACAAAUGCCAAAAAGAGUUGCUUUUUUGGAUACUGUCCAAAUUGGAUUUGGCGAUACCGUUUAGGAAAAAAGUUGGCAAACAAAAAAGCAGACCUUCAAAAGAUCAUUCAAGAAGGCAGACAAUUUAUACAACUUGAACGCAUUGCCUCAAUUCCUUCAAACACUUUCGAUAUUCUCACAGAUAAAUGUAUGAACUUUGAUAGUAGAAAAUUUGCUUUUGAGCAAAUAAUGGAAGCACUGAAAGAUGAUGGGGUUGCCAUGACUGGAUUGUACGGGAUGGGAGGUUGUGGUAAAACCACAUUAGCAAUGGAAGUUAAGAAGAUAGCAGAAGCUGAGCAUCUUUUUGACACAGUUAUUUUCGUGCCUGUGUCUAGUACAAUAGAAGUUUCAAGAAUUCAAGAAAAAAUUGCAAGUUCAUUACAGUAUACAUUUCAAGAAAACCAAGAAAUGGAAAGAGCACAACGCUUGUGCAUGAGAUUAACCCAGGAAAAAAAAAUUCUUAUGAUUCUGGAUGAUGUAUGGGAAAAGCUUGAUUUUGGUCGCAUAGGGAUUCCCUCCUCUGAAUACCAUAAAGGCUGCAAGAUUCUCAUUACCACUAGAUCAGAAGAAGUUUGUAUUUUAAUGGAUUUUCAGAAAAAGAUUUAUCUGCCAAUCUUAACUGAUGAAGAAGCGUGGACUCUCUUCCAAAACAGAGCACUUAUGUCUGAAGACACUCUUGAAAACAUCAAGCAUUUGGCAAAAUCAAUUUCAGAAGAAUGUAAAGGAUUGCCUGUUGUCAUUGUAGCUGUUGUUAGUAGCUUGAAGGGAAAAGAAGAGGUGAUAUGGCGUGCUGCGUUGAAUAAAUUGAGAAGUUCUAAGCCGAUCAAUAUUGGAAAAGGUUUGCGAGAUCCCUAUAAGUGUUUACAAUUGAGCUACGAUAAUCUAGAUAAUGAAAAAGCUAAAUCACUUUUCCUUUUGUGUUCUGUAUUCCCCGAAGAUUAUGAGAUUUCAGUGGAAUGUUUAAUAAGAUGUGCAAUAGGGUUAGGUGUGGCUGGAGAAGUUGACACAUAUGAAGAGGUAAGGAUUGAAGUGACUGCGGCCAAAAUGAAGCUUGUAAGUUCUUGUUUAAUGAUGGAGGCGGAUCAUGAAUGUGUCAAAAUGCAUGACUUGGUUCGUGAUGUAGCCCAUUGGAUAGCAAAGAAUGAGAAUAAGAUCGUCCAGUGUGAACCGAAAAAGGAUGUAAGUUUAGAGCAAGGUUCAAUAAGAUAUUUAUGGUGCGAGAAAUUUCCAGAUGGUUUGGAUUGUUCCAAUCUUGAGUUUUUAACUAUACAAACAAAAUUGGAAGUAUCGAAUGGAAUUUUUGAAAGAAUGGGAAAACUUAGAGUUUUGAUUAUUACCAAUAAAUGCGACUAUGGGUUGCAGUUGUCAACAACGUCUUUCAAAGCAUUGACAAAUCUGCGUUGUCUAGUGCUUCGAUAUUGGAAAUUGAGGGACAUCUCAUUUGUAAGAGACAUGAAGAAACUUGAAAGUCUUUCGUUUGAUCGUUGCUCAUGGCCUUCAUUCCUUGACUUGCAAACUGAUAUUGCAGUUACACCACUUACAAACUUGAAGUUGUUAGAGUUUCAAAGUUGUGACAUUAAAAGCAAGAUUUUUGAAGAGAUCAAAAGAAUCCCAUUUCUUGAAGAAUUAUACAUUUUUAAACACACCUGGAUGUAUCACGAGGAAGAAAAGGUUAAAUUAUUCUUUAACUCGUUUAGUGUCCCCCAAACACUACAAAGGUAUGGAAUUAUAUUAGGAUAUGAUUAUUUUUAUACUGAAUAUGUAUGGCAAGAGUUUUGUUCUUAUGAGAGAACUUUAGUACUUAAUUAUUUUGACAUAUCAAAUGAGGUUAUUAAAGGUUUAGCAAAAAAAGCAAAAGAGUUAUCUGUAGCAAAUAUUAAAGGAGGUGCAAAAAAUAUAAUUCCUGAUAUAUUUCAAAUUGAAGAAGGCAUGAAUGAGUUGAAAGAACUCAGGAUUCGUGAUUGUGAAGAGAUAGUGUGUUUGGUUGACACUAGCAAUCAUUUGAGUAAGAUGGAAAAUCUCUUCUCCAAGUUGAAUUUGAUGAGGAUAGUCAACAUGAAACAUCUAAAAGCUUUAUGGCAUGGUUGUCAACCUGCCAAUGGGUGUUUUGAAAAAUUAGAGAAGCUGUAUAUAGAAAAUUGCCCACAGUUUACAUCUCUCUUCACAUAUGUCAUUGCUCAAGGUCUGACAGAGUUGAAAAUAUUACGCAUAUGCAAUUGUGACAUAUUGGAGUAUAUAGUAGCUGAUGAUGGCAAAACAAAAAAGAGUGAAGAUAAAUUCACAAUUGAACAUUCUGUGCAAUCCAGAAUUUUCCAGAAUCUUCAACAAGUGGAGGUACAUAAAUGUGGAAAAUUAAAACAUGUAUUCUCGGUCAGUGUUACAGGAGGCCUAACUCAAUUGAAAAUGCUUGAGAUUAUAAACUGCAAUAUAGAACAAAUAAUUGAGGAUGUUUUUCCACCAACACACCAUGAAGAAACAAAUGAAAUUGUUGAGGAAGAUGACCAUCAACAUUUUGAAUCUAACCAAUUUAGAUUUUUGGCCAGAAUCAGUUCAAUUCCAUCAACACCCUCAGGAUCGUUUUUUCUGUCUAGCCUUACACUUCUUAAGAUAUAUUCAUGUCCAAUGUUAGGCUCAUUGUUUACGACAUACGUAACUAAGACCAUGACUUCAUUGGAAAAAUUGAAGAUAUUUGACUGUCAUGGUUUGAAGUAUAUAAUAACUCCUCCAAGAGUCAAAAGAAAUAAAAAGAAAAACAUGGCUGAAAAUGAGCAUGAAUUUGAAAGUGAUCUUUCAAUGUUCUCAAGUUUGAAAAAGGUAAGUAUCAAGAAAUGUGAAAAAUUGGAAGUAAUAUUUCCUCAGUGUAUGUUGAGAUCCCUACCAGAGUUGAAUCAUCUAGAAGUAAGUGGAUGCGAGGAAUUAAGACAGAUCAUUGAAGAGGAUUUGGAGGAUAAAAGGUUGCCCAAUAUCGUUUCUCCAAAACCAUGCUUCCCCAAACUAGCAUCAUUGCUUAUUCAAGAAUGUCACAAGUUGAAAUGUUUCACCUCUGUAUUUGUAUGCAAUGAUCUUUCCAACUUGAAGAUUCUAAUCAUAAAGGGACCCACUGAACUACAAGAGUUUAUUUCAUGCGAAUACGAUGAGACAGGAAAGACCGAAGUUAAACUUCCACAACUGAAACUUAUAAUAUUUAUGCAUCUUUCAAAUUUUCACCAAGAGACUAUAUUUUUAAAUGUGAAGCAUCGCAUUAUCCGCAAUUGUCCAAUACUCUCUUUGACUUCAACAACUACGCCUGAAGAACUCCAACAAAAUUUUCCUUUGAAAGGUUUGGAAGACACUAAAAUUUCUUCCUUGUAUAUUGAGUCACUGAUGGAUGAAAUUAAGGAAUUAGAUAAAGUUUCUACAAGCAACAAUUUCACUGAAUUUCCUUCUUCACAGAUCAAUGAAAAGUCAGAUAAGAAAUUUAUCGAGAAAGAUUAUGGUCCAAAGGAAGUGGCUCCUACAACUUCAAUAAAUUCAAAGGUGGAUGGUAAGUCUAAUCAUGAAACAUAUUCACAGGAGUUGUUGGGUGGAAAAUCAACGACUGGAUCAUACUUCACAGACCAACAAAUUCCACUUGGACAAACUCAAAGUACCAUCAAAAUGACAUCAGACCCGCAAGCGAUGGAGCAAAAUUUUCCAGUCAUUUCUUCUCCAAACAUGACUCAGAAUACUGAGGAAAUAGGAAGAGAAAGGAGCAGAGGUGGACCUGCAACAGAGGGAGCUACAAUUAAAACCUUUCCAAUUGGUAGAGAUAACAUUAGCUUGGUUAAUGGUGUUACAAUUCACAAGUCAAGCGGUGCAAAUAUACUUCCACAAGAUUCCCAUGUUGUUAAACAAGAUAAUGAGAUGAAUGAAGACAAGACAGAAAUAGCACCAUACAAAACUAUCAAAAUCCAAGAAGGGGUGAACUUGUUGGAUAAAACAGAGGGAAUAGGAAUUGUUUCCCAUAUUGACGUUGUGGUUACUCCAGCUUUUGCAGAUACUCGUACAAGAUUAGAAAAGUAUAAGCACUUUGCUGAUCUCAAUGAUUCAUAAAUUUCUCUGCUAGUGGAGGCGAUGGAAGCAUAUCCUUAUCUUUGGAAUGCGUGUGAGAAGUUCACUGAUCGCUUUCGAGCUUGGAUGUUGAAAACAUUGGCAGAUAUGUUGUUGUUCCUUCGUAGUGAAAGUGUUGC
Messenger RNA from Vigna angularis (adzuki bean), 4810 nucleotides. RefSeq names its product disease resistance protein SUMM2-like. The record is from RefSeq and is a predicted model, not a curated record. Lineage: Eukaryota; Viridiplantae; Streptophyta; Magnoliopsida; Fabales; Fabaceae. Gene Ontology annotation, molecular function: ADP binding. The transcript has 9 exons. The coding region runs from base 300 to 4673 and encodes 1457 amino acids.